AAAAAUCAAGUUUCAGUUUUCUUCGCAUAUUGAUCUUGCUUCCAGGAUCUAUGUCAGUGCCCACUAGCUGUGCCUGACACAGGUUGGUCUGGCUCAGAACCCAUGGCCUGGUUUUGCUCAUCAGUGGAGUAUCUGCACACCUUGAGGGGUGUGUUAUCUUCCAUGUCCAUUGUCUCCUUCCUCGUCUGUUGUGCACCAGUUCUUUGGGAACAGCGUGGCUCAGUCCUUCCUGCUCUGCUUAAAUACACUUCUCCAAGAUUAGACUGCUCAGCACUGGCUAGGUGCCUGCAGGUUUGAAAAAUGCAGGAAUGACUGCUGCUGGGAUUUGGGAUCAUGUCUCCCUCCACUUGUCUGUGCCAGGCUCCUGUGGAUGCCCAGACGCUGGGGCUGAGCUGGGUUCAGGGGUAUAUGGGCAGCUGGAGAGAGUGUCUCGAGCAUUCAGCCCCCUGAGGUGGGAAACUGGCUGAGGUGCAGCUCAUCCUUCAUUGGUUUUGUGUUUUUCCUGGUAUUCAGGGCUGCCUUAAUUCCCACACUUACUGAGGAAGCAGAGCUGCAGAAUAGUUCUGCAAUUGGCUGCAGUUGUACUCCAGGUUUUCUUGAUUCUUUUUUUAAAAUUGUUUCCAAACCCACACUGCUCUAUCUGUGUAAUUUACAUCUUGGUGUAAUCGAAAGAAUACAUUAACAACUGCCUGACUUGCAUGACACCCAGGAUUUUAAUAAUUCAUUGUUAGAACGGAAUCUUUACACUGAACCUGAGUGAGAGUUAACAACUAUGACUAUACUGUAGUCUAUCAAUUGUCAGUCCAUGUUGUCUCUUAGUAGGGUUUUUGGUCUUACAGAUCAAACAUAGUCUGCCAGAGCUCAAGGAGUGUUUGGACAACGCACACGUGGUAGAAUUUUGGUGUUGAUCUGUUCUGGGCCAGGAUUUGGACUUAGUGAUUUUUGUAGAAUCAGUUUUGGCCCUCGGUGUAUUUGGAGUCAAGCACAGGCCCAAAGCUAUUGCAGGAACAGAGGAGCAUGGAUUUAAGUCAUAAUCAUUUAUUAUCAUCCAACUGGAGCAUUGAUUUGUCUGUCCAUACUCUCCAAGAAGUGAAAAUGAAUUACAAUGAGCUAAGUGAAAUUCCAUAUUUUGGAGAAACAACUUCCAAUAUAACUCUUCUCUCAUUGGUGCACAAUACCAUUCCAGAAAUAAAUGCUGAGCAACUCCAGGUCUACCUUUCAUUGGAAAAUCUAGAUCUUAGUUCUAAUCUUAUCUCAGAAAUUAAAGCCUCUUCCUUUCCCCGAAUGCAACUGAAGUACCUGAAUCUGAGUAACAACAGAAUAACUACUCUAGAAGCAGGUUGCCUUGAUAACUUAUCUAGCUCCCUAAUGGUGAUAAAACUGAACAGAAAUAGGAUUAGUAUGAUUCCACCAAAGAUCUUCAGAUUGCCUCAUGUGCAGUUUUUGGAACUGAAAAGGAACCGGAUUAAAAUAGUGGAAAGUCUUACAUUCCAAGGAUUGGAAUCCUUAAAGUCCUUGAAAAUGCAGCGCAAUGGGAUAAGCAGACUGAUGGAUGGAGCAUUCUUUGGCCUGGGUAAUAUAGAGGAAUUAGAACUGGAACACAAUAACUUAACAGAAGUAAACAAGGGCUGGCUGUAUGGGCUGCGGACAUUGCAACAACUCUAUGUUAGCCAGAAUGCCAUCACCAGGAUCAGCCCAGAUGCAUGGGAAUUCUGCCAAAGACUUGCUGAGCUGGACUUGUCAUACAAUCAACUCACUCGCCUCAAGGAAUCUGCCUUUGUGGGACUUGGCUUAUUGGAGAAGCUAAACCUGGGUGACAAUCGCAUUAAUCACAUUGCUGAUGGUGUCUUUAGAGGUCUGACAAAUCUUCAAACCUUGGACUUGCGGAACAAUGAGAUCUCCUGGGCCAUAGAAGAUGCAAAUGAAGCUUUUGUGGGACUCAGCAAGCUGGAUAAACUAAUCUUGCAAGGAAACCAAAUUAAGUCAAUUACCAAAAAAGCAUUCUCUGGUCUUGAAGGACUUGAACAUCUGGAUUUAAGCAACAAUGCAAUAAUGUCCAUCCAAGAAAAUGCCUUUGCCCAGGCUCACCUGAAGGAGCUAGUAUUGAACACAAGCAGUUUGCUUUGUGAUUGCCAGCUGAAAUGGCUGCCCCAGUGGCUCAGUGAGAGCCGUUUGCUGCAGGCUGUCAGUGUCAGCUGUGCUCACCCUGAGUGGUUGGCAGGACAAAGCCUUCUCAGUGUGGACCCUGAUGACUUUGUUUGUGAUAAUUUCCCUAAGCCACAGAUCAGAGUCCACCCAGAGACCACGGUGGCCCUGCGAGGCACAAAUGUGACCCUGAUGUGCACUGCUGUGAGCAGCAGUGAUUCACCCAUGGCCACGGCCUGGCGCAAAGACAGCGAGGUCCUCUAUGAUGCAGAGGUUGAGAAUUUUGCCAGGUACCAGCAGCAAAGUGGGGAGGUGCUGGAAUACACCACUGUCCUGCACCUCUUCAAUGUGAAUUUCACUGAUGAAGGGAAAUACCAGUGUAUUGUCACCAAUCACUUUGGCUCCAAUUAUUCCAACAAAGCCAAGCUGACUGUCAAUGAGCUCCCUUCUUUCCUGAAAACUCCCAUGGAUCUCACUAUCCGCACUGGGGCAAUGGCCCGGCUGGAGUGUGCUGCCGAGGGCCACCCCCCACCGCAGAUCUCCUGGCAGAAAGAUGGUGGCACAGACUUCCCUGCUGCAAGAGAGAGGAGGAUGCACGUCAUGCCUGAGGAUGAUGUGUUCUUCAUUGCAAAUGUGAAGAUGGAAGACAUGGGGAUCUACAGCUGCAUGGCCCAGAACAUCGCAGGGGGACUCUCAGCCAAUGCUACCCUGACUGUGCUGGAAACUCCUUCCUUCAUGAGGCCCCUGGAGGACAGGACAGUGACCCGAGGUGAAACUGCUGUCCUGCAGUGCAUAGCUGGUGGUAGUCCUGCCCCUCGCCUCAACUGGACCAAGGACGAUGGUCCCUUGACAGUCACCGAGCGGCAUUUCUUCGCUGCAGCAAACCAGCUCCUCAUCAUAGUGGAUGCAGGACUGGAGGAUGCUGGGAAGUACACGUGCAUCAUGUCCAACACACUGGGCACUGAGCGUGGCCACAUUUACCUAAAUGUCCUGGCUUCCCCCAACUGUGAUUCUUCGCAGAGUGCCAUUGUCCAUGAAGAGGAUGGCUGGACAACAGUCGGGAUCGUGAUUAUUGUGGUCGUGUGUUGUGUGGUGGGAACGUCCUUGGUGUGGGUUAUCGUCAUCUAUCACAUGAGGAGGAAGAAUGAAGAUUACAGCAUCACUAACACAGAGGAGAUGAACCUACCUGCUGACAUUCCCAGCUACCUGUCCUCUCAAGGAACGCUGUCUGAGCCUCAGGAAGGCUACAGUAACUUGGAGGCAGGGAGCCAUCAGCAGCUGAUGCCUCCAGCUGGCAGCUAUAUGCACAAAGGCACAGAUGGUGGUGCAACACCAUUAGUGAUCUGCUCAGAUUGUUAUGACAAUGCCAACAUCUACUCCCGGACCCGAGAGUACUGUCCCUAUGCCUUCAUCACCGAGGAGGACUCCCUGGAUCAAACACUCCCGAAUCUCAUGGUGCAGAUGCCCAAGGAAAUGUACACAGCACACACCCAGAAUGAAAUCAGUGCUCUGGGUAAUCUCUUAGCAGACACAGAUGUGCCUGUCUUCCUUACCAGCCAUGACAAAAAAAGUGAUAAGAAAAUCUCUUCCCAGCAGAUUUUUGAGCCCUUCCAGGUUCCUCUGUGGGGAGGCAGCAAAGACCUGGCUUGCUCUCACCCGCAAUUCCUGCACCAUCCGCUGGCCCCCGAGGCCCCACAGCCACUCCGGAGAGACGGUGUCGCCAGCAGUGACCGAGACCUGGCGUCACCCAGGCCCUGCCACAGGCUACGGGAGGAGAAUUUUGAUUUUAACAGGACACGGAACAUUCGUGACCACAGUGAAACCACAUAAGACACUCACAAAGCCUUCAAAGCAAAUCCAGAUUGACGACUGUAUUUACUACCUCAGGACUAACCCCAAGGCCAAAGAUGUUCAUAUUUGUGUCUGCAAGUACUAAACAGUCAGACUUUGUUGGAGGAGGUGGCACGUGCCCCUUUUUCUGCAAUUUCUCUGUUGGAAAAUGAGAAUGUGCACCAAAGAACAUGUGGAUAAUUAGUACAGUCUACAAAAAUAGCAUUAAAACAUGGAUUGUGUGAUGCUGGAAGCAGCCUUUGUGGUGGUGUGUGCUUUGGAAAGCUCUUAAGAACAUGUGUGGCUAUUUCACAGUGCUUUGUCUGCAUGGAAACAACCAUCAGGGCCUCCUCAUGAAAUUCCCCCGGAACUAUAAGCAUAAAACUCUUGGCCAGCUUUUCCUUCCUUAGACUGUUGGCAGGUGUCUGUUUUCAGUCCAAGUUUGGGGCUUGUUUUCUUCUAUGAAUAAUGGACUCUAGUUGUAAAUAAACUCACAUUUAUAAAUAUUUUGUAUACACUAAGCAUAUAAAUGUGUUGACUGUAAUGUAAAUUAUUUUUUAUUAUGCCAAAGUAUAUAUCAUACUGUUAGUCUUGACAGCUGCAUAUCAAGCCAUAUGGGGGGACUUGGGCAGACUGAAAGCUUGUUUGUGAGGGAAUAGAGCUGUCGUUGUUUUCAAAAGAAAUGCAUUUACUUAUACAUAUGUGGUAGAACUGUGAUAUUGAUGAAUUUCAUUGUUUCUUACAACUGUGUGCCUGGCUGACCUGGCUGCAAGCUGAUCAAUUUCAUUAUAUUAGCAGAAUUUCAAGGUUUAUCUAAGCUUUUAUCUAUAAAAACCCCCUUUGUACUGUGUCUGUUGAGAGGGUCUCCAUAUGUUUCCUAGCUGACAGUUAAAUGAACUUUUAAAAAUAAUGUGGUGAUGAAAAGCAUGAGGUAAAUGGAGAGAGGACUUGAUAAAUACUUACUACUUCUGCACAGCCAAAGGCAUAUGGAAUUUAAAACACUGGUCCUUUUCUGUUGUAAAAUAUCAGGCUAAUUUGUUGAACUAAUAGUUCCCUUAAACCUUACUGUGGUCAAAAUGUUUAAAUAUUUGGCAAGUGAGAAAUGAUACAAUGCAGGCAACUCCUUGCUACUGAAGAAUCUUGCUCAGACUCGAUAGUUCCAGGAGAUAUGCUUGACAAAAUGAGGAAGAACAAUGGCAUUAUAAACACUUCCUGAAAAGUUCUUUUUUUGGGAGUAAAAUGCCCCUUUUUGUAGACGGUGUUGAAAGAGUCCUCAGGGAUAGGUUUUCAGCGGGUGCAGUGUGCUCUGUGCUCAUGCCUUUAGAGUGAGGUGCUUCCUUCCUGGUCACUGCUGCCUGCUUUGGAGCUGUAGAAUUUGUACCCAGAUAAAACCAUCUGUGUGAUAUUUUUAUAAAGACACAAACCCCUUUUUGACCCAGCUCAGUUGUAGUUAUGUGAGAAUCCCCAUUGAUCCAUUACUGGACUGAAGGGUUUGUGACUCAAUUGUCAGGUCUAGUAAUGCAGAAUCACAGCUGAAUUUAUAGACUGUGGUGAAGUAUUUGAGUAAAUGAGUGGGGAAACACUGGGAAUAAUGAUGCUUUUCCCGUGGCUCUUUGGACAGGAAUAAUAGUCAAAUCUUUGCAAAUGAGCAAAUAUUUUCAAGGGCUCUUCCCAUGCUCUAAAAGCCAGCAUGGCUGCUUUGGUAGACAGCAGCUUUAGUGGGAAGGGGAUCCAAUUGUCCUUGACCUUUGGGUAAAAUAGAGAGAAACACAGGUGUGUAAAUUUUUCUAUUUUGACAGGUGAAAUGUUUAAAAAAAAAUAAUCUGAAGUUCAUUUCUUUCUGGUUUUAUUUCCUCCAGACUUUUACUUUCCAGACAGCAUUUAAGGCACAGUGCUUAUUCUGAAUCCAAAGUGAUCACUGCUGCAGGGACCCAGCACUGUCAGUUUAAAUCCAGAUGAGAAAGGUCAUGCCGUGAAACUACAGCAGCAGCAAAGCCUUAUCCUUUUGGGCUGCUCUCUCAGGCCGUCACUCAAGCUGCUGGGGCAGGGGGCUGCUGGCACGUGUGAUUUCCAGGAGUGAGAAAACUGCAUCCCUCCUGCUGCUGCUGCUCUCUCAUCACCGUUUGGCAAAUGCUUGUUUCUAUUUCUUUCAUCCCUCUCUCUCUUUGUAGGAGCUGAGCACAGACAGAUCUGUCACAGUGCAGCUGACGUUGUCCAGACCCUGGGACUACUUGGGGUACAACUCCCAUGAACAAGGGAAUUCCCUUUAGAUAGGUGAGAUGGCUUCAGCUGGACCAGGGCUUUAAAACUGCUGCUGUCUGACCAGAAGUAUGCUGGCUGUCAGAGAGUGCAGCUAAAGCUGCUCUGACUUCUGUGAGAGAGUGGCCUAUAAAAGCUGAAUCCUGAAUUAAGGCAUUUACAUCCUUCCAUGAGCGUUUAAAGUCUAUAAACUGGUUGUAAAUAGCUGAUGCUUGUAAGUAGGUGACACUUUGCUGCACUGUGGAAAAACUUCUUUGGUAGACUUGGAGGAGAAAAUCAUGUGCAUCUUCUUUCCCCUUUGCAGAGGGGACAGAGUGGCCUUUCUUUUUUCAGUAAAAACAAGUGAUUGCCUCAAUCAAUGCCAAAGCACUACCGGUACAGGAACUGAGGGGUCAGAAGCAGCAAGAUCAAAGCUGCUUCUGCUCCCUCUUGCUAUUUCCUAUUGUCUAUUUAUAUUUUUUUCACAUCAGAAUGUAUAUUUUGUAUAGCAUAUGUAAUAUAUGUUUGUCCAUUGUAGCAUACGUUCAAACAAUAAAAUGCUGUAUACAUUGA
Molecule: messenger RNA, 6786 nt
Organism: Catharus ustulatus (Swainson's thrush)
Lineage: Eukaryota; Metazoa; Chordata; Aves; Passeriformes; Turdidae
Gene: LRIG2
Product: leucine rich repeats and immunoglobulin like domains 2
Exons: 18
Coding region: 1018-3975 (985 amino acids)
Molecular function (GO): protein binding
Source: RefSeq, a predicted model, not a curated record